Messenger RNA from Sinocyclocheilus anshuiensis, 1284 nucleotides. Its product is annotated as C-type lectin domain family 4 member C-like. The annotation marks the transcript as partial. The record is from RefSeq and is a predicted model, not a curated record. NCBI's taxonomy places the organism in Eukaryota, Metazoa, Chordata, Actinopteri, Cypriniformes, Cyprinidae. The transcript has 8 exons.
AACCGAACUUGGUUUGAUGAUUGUGGAGAGCAUCUGUAAGCCAGGGGCUGGAGGGUGUUGCACAUGCUGGCCUGGGGGUGAGAGGACAGAUAUUGUCAAGGCAGAGAUUGUCAGCAGCUACACUGACAUCAAGAGAAGAAAAGUGUCUACCACAGGAAACUCCACUGAAGAGCAGGAAAGAUUUUGUCCACCUAAAUGGACAGAAGUUCUUCUGACUGUUUUUGCCGUCUCUCUGUUUUUUGCUCUUGGAGGUCUCUGUGCUCUGAGUAUACUGUAUGUCAGUGUUUCAGUGAAGCUGUCUGCCCAGGAAACUAAUGUCACCAUCAUGGUGAGAGAGACUGAGGAACUUCGAGCCAAUUACACCAGAGUUACAGAAGAUCUCCACAUUAAUGAUAUCAUGGUGAGAGAGCUUGCAGCCAACUUCAGCAUAGUUGGAGAACGACUGUCUUUUUAUGAAGCAUUUACAGCUCAAUCUUUGAACUGUGAUAUGAGCUUGACAUCUUUUCAUGGAAAGUUGUACUUCUUCAGCUCUAAUAAAAUGGACUGGUCAAGCAGCCGUGCUUUCUGUGUUUCAAAAGGAGCUGAUCUGGUCACCAUAACCAGCCGAACAGAACAGCUGUUUCUGGCCUCUAAAAUUAAAGAUACGUACUGGAUUGGUCUCAAUGAUCUGGACACUGAGGGACUUUGGGUUUGGGUGAAUAACCAAACUCUCAAUGAAACUGGAGUACUGUUUUGGCAUGGGAGAGAUUCUGAGAUAAGUGAACCUGAUAACUGGAAAAAAGAGGAUCUCACUGGAGAAAACUGUGCACUUGUGAACAACAAUUUCAACUAUUUAAACAAUUGGUUUGAUAGUUCUUGCAAUUCUAAGUGGAAGUUUAUCUGUGAAAAGAAAUAAUUUACCUCCAUCAGUGAUGCUUAACAAGGUCUAUUAUGUAUAUGCACAGAAAACAAGGCUCUUUUGGAUUUAUUUACUCAUGUCAGAUUAAAAAUGCAUUUUUUCUCCAGUGAUUGAACUGAAGCUCUGUUAUUAUGUAUCCUGUCAUUUUGAUUUUUAUUUAAGUGCUUAAGUAUCCUUUAUGAAACUGCUGUGCACUCAAAAAAAAUAUUUAGGCCUAAAUGUAAGAUUCAUAUAUUUGAAUUGCAUAUAAAAUUUCUCCCCAUUUGGCUUACACAUUUUGAACAAACUAAUAAACUUAAUGUGAUGCAUAUUUGUCAGUCAAAUCAUGGCAUCAUUUUUGAAAUGCAUGAAUUCAAAUUGCUGAGAACCAGUACAAACAUGUUCAU